Messenger RNA from Cladocopium goreaui, 1380 nucleotides. Lineage: Eukaryota; Dinophyceae; Suessiales; Symbiodiniaceae. The record is from the annotation of a GenBank genome assembly.
AUGGAAAAUGCCUACACCGCUGCGGCUGAAAGCGUUAAGAACAAGUAUGCAACUUCGCAGAUACCGUUUGCGUCCAAUCGUAGCAUCAAGGUCAUGAAAGAAGUGAACCUCACAGGUCGACCCAUGCGUGUUCGAGUCAUCACAAGUGACGGCGACAUCGUUCCCACCGAAGCCCCUGAGGACGAUGAAGACGCAAGCACCAGUGAACCGCGUGAUCCGGCCAUUCACAAGCUUGACGAGAUGGGAGAGAUGAUUGAUGAAGUGGUGCUGAAGGACUUACCCAAGAUCGUGGCUGCAGUGGCGGCCAAGAUCAGUCAUCGACCCUUUGAGAGCGAAAUCCCUAAGGCUGCCAGUCGGAUGGUGGUGAAGUUAUUGACCGAGACUCCAGUGAGAGACGUGCCGGACGCCAUCAUCCAAAUGUUGAUGGAACUGGCCUCCAGAGAACGUCCCAACGUGGAUCCUUUGCCCCUUGUCCAAUCCGCGCUUCAGCAGAUCUUGGAUGAUUACCGGGCUCCACGGAAGGAAAGCAUUUCCAAGGUGGUAGAUCAAGCAAUGGAUUCCGCGCAGGACUUGGAGGCUAAGGCGGCUAAGGCCGAGGAAGCAAAGGAAGCAGAACCGCGGAGUGAGAAGGUGCUGCGGGUCAUCACCGAUGCGGCGGAUCACUUGGCCAAAGGAUCUAGCGACGAUAGCGAGGAUGUGGACAUCUCGACCACGCAGGGAUCGGAGGCGGAGGAGGAGACAGCCGAGGCCUCCAGUGCUAGCGACGAGACGAGCGAGACGGAGACCGAGACAGAGGACUCCAACAGCAGCAACGUCACAGAUGGCGCCAUCAACAGUGCGGAGGUUCUGCCGGAUGAGGAUCAACCUUACACUGCUGCCGAGAUGAUGAAGAGUGCCAAAGAGCACAAGGGUACCGCCAUACCGUCCAGCGCCAGUGGGACCCCUGGGACCCCGAGUCAGAGGCCCAUCGCGGUGCACAGCGUCCAUUCCCCCGGGGCCCACGUGGUGAAGGCGGUGAGUCCUGGAAGUGACAAGCACGCAGGCGAGGACGACCACGACGAGGAGGAAGAACUAGAGGUUGAGAGUCCGGCCAAGAGUGGAGGAAAGGUGCUGGUGGGAUUGACCGUCUUCCUGGGAAGCUUGUUGAUGGUCGUGGCCAUCACCUCAGCUGGCUACAUGGCCUACCAGCGCAGCCAGGAGCAGAGACAACCACGAGAUGCGGCACCAGCGCAGGCACCCGCAGCCUCUCCAGCCCCAGCGGCAGCCUCAACGCGGGGCUCCCGCGCAUCCGGAGCCUCCGGAGCCUCCGGGGCGGGUGCUGCGCCAGCGGAUGCCCCAACCUUCACUGGGGGCCCUGGAGGCCCUGAGGCCGGAGCAUGA